UACCCUCUGGAGAUGGUGAUCCUUGUGGCCUUGCUCAUAGUCCUGGCCUUACCGUUGGUGCAGAGUAAGUACUGCGUUAGGGACUCCGAAGAGAAUAUCGACUGUCACAUGUGCGAGAUGGAGAACAGCUUUGACUGCUCGAAUUCAACCCAGUGUCCUCCGGAAAAAGGUUUCUGUUUGAUAGCUGUCGCCCGAGUAUUCGAACGUUUCUUCUAUGUGUCGAAGCAGUGCACCCGAGUAUGUUCAACCCCAGAAAUUCUGUUCCCCAGCAGUAAUCCUCAAGUGUCUGAGCCUAAGGAGUUUCUACUUGAAAAACCCACGCCCUUCUUAUAUUUAAGGUGCUGUAAAUGGGAUUUAUGUAAUGAUAAGGGGCCGCCCGCUGCCCUGUCGUUCAAGGAACAGUCUGGAAAAGCCAGUGAGAGAAGCCAUAGAUACACUGGGCUGUUAUUGCCUGGCUUCGUGGUCCUUACUGCUAGUGGCCUUUCAGCCCUCAGCCUGCUGUAA
This is a messenger RNA of Apodemus sylvaticus (European woodmouse), 504 nucleotides long. It is a transcript of the gene Ly6k, whose product is annotated as lymphocyte antigen 6 family member K. Gene Ontology annotation, cellular component: acrosomal vesicle. The record is from RefSeq and is a predicted model, not a curated record. The transcript is spliced from 4 exons. Gene Ontology annotation, biological process: binding of sperm to zona pellucida. Bases 13 to 504 code for a protein of 163 amino acids. NCBI's taxonomy places the organism in Eukaryota, Metazoa, Chordata, Mammalia, Rodentia, Muridae.